Molecule: messenger RNA, 6738 nt
Organism: Tetranychus urticae (two-spotted spider mite)
Lineage: Eukaryota; Metazoa; Arthropoda; Arachnida; Trombidiformes; Tetranychidae
Gene: PlexA
Product: plexin A
Biological process (GO): regulation of cell migration; semaphorin-plexin signaling pathway
Cellular component (GO): semaphorin receptor complex; plasma membrane
Molecular function (GO): protein binding; semaphorin receptor activity
Source: RefSeq, a predicted model, not a curated record
AGCAAAGAGAAAAGAGCAAAAGCUGGCAACAAGAUGAGAUUAAAUGUUUAGUGAGAAGCCAUCAACAUGAUCUCAACUUUAGAUGGCAGCUUAAAUUGAUAUGAAAUUUGGGUUUCAUCAAUUUUCUAUUACUGUUUAUAAAUUGUGUGCUCAUUAGGAUUUAAUUUCUAUAUUUUAUUAUUAUAAUCGACUCAUCAUGGAAACAUUAUGCCAUCUAAUUGUGUAAACAGGAUAAUCAGUUGUUUUUAAUUGUUACAUUACCAGUUUUCCCUUUUUGUGUCUAGCAGUUACGCCAUCUUAAAGAGUCUUCUGGUUUUCCCUGUUGAUGGCUAUUCUUUCUCUCUUUUUAUGCUCUGUUUUUAUCAUUUGACAGUGGAAAUGGAAUCAAUAUUUACCUUUCUUUUUUAGUUUUCAAUUGAAUCACUUUUUUUAAUCAUGUAUCAAUGGUGAUAUUAAUUUUAUCAAUAUCUCUCUUUGUGUCAACCUGUGUCAAUCAAUGAGCCUUCUUCAUCAAGUUUACAGCCGUUUCAACCAACAGGAUCAUCUUUACCAGGAUCCUGAUCCUUACCACCAUCCACCAGAUAAACAGCAUCACAAGCACUAUAAACACCAGAAGACGGAUCAUAUUGAUCAGUCUUCAUCCAAUCAACAUUAUCGUCAUCAAAAGUAUCAUCAUCCACAUAAUCAGCGACAUGACCUUUGUCAUCAUCACCCUCAUAAGUCUAGCAAACCAUCUACAUCUACUUUAAAUAACCAUCAUCUGCAUAAUCAUUGUCGCCAUUUUCAACCAUUAAUUUUCAUGUUUUCUCUUGUAUAUAUUGUGAUUAUUUUCUCAACUAGGCUUGUUUUAUUUGUAGAUUGUCAACCUAGAACAAUACCAGCAACCAAUAGUUCUUAUGCCGCUUUUGAGGAUGUAAAUAAUAUUAAAUUUAAUCAUUUAACCGUCAAUGAUUAUACUGGUCAAGUUUAUAUUGGAGCUGUUAAUAGGAUAUACCAGCUCAACUCUAAUUUACGUCUUGAAACCUCUGUAGAGAUGGGACCCCGACCUGAUUCAGCUGAAUGUCCAGUUACCCGUAAUUGUCCAGGUAUCCGUUUAAAGCCAACAAACUAUUGGAAUAAAGCUCUUGUCAUUGAUUAUCCUAAAAGUCAACUAAUUUCCUGUGGCAGUCUGUUUCAAGGUGUAUGCUCAGUCCAUAGAUCAGAAAACAUUUCCAUACACGAGACACCAGCAAAUGAAUCUGUGGUGGCCAACAAUGCGACCGCUUCUACGGUUGCCUUUAUCGCACCCGGACCUUCAAGUCUAACUCGAAUGCAUGUUCUCUAUGUUGGUGUUUCCUACACUGGCAAUGGUCCUUAUGGUUCAGAUGUGCCCACAGUUUCAAGUCGAUCCCUAGACUCAUCCAACAUGUUUCUUGUCGCUGCCACCGGUGUAACAACAGGAACCCGUUUACUGGUAAACUCGUUGGCUCGAGAUCGUUAUCCCAUAAGCUAUGUUUACGGUUUCUCUUACCAAGGCUUCUCAUAUUUUGUCACAUUUCAAAAGAAAACCAGCGAAUCACCGAAACCCUUUAUAUCUAAACUUGUUCGCAUCUGUCAAAAAGAUCUCCAUUAUUAUUCUUACACUGAAGUUCCCUUGGUCUGUAAAUCUGAUGAACACGAUUAUAAUUUGGCCCAAGCAGCUUACGUUGGAAAUCCUGGUUCCGAACUGGCUGUUUCAUUGGGCAUCACUGCCCAGGAUAAAGUUUUAUUUGUAGUUUUUGCCAAAUCACUGGAUAAAGGUGAUGUUUACAAUCAACCCGAUACUAAAUCAGCUCUCUGUGUUUAUGCCUUAUCCGCUGUCCAUCGGAAAUUCACUCAAAAUAUUCAACAUUGUUUCAAUGGAAACGGAAACCAAGGACUUGAUUUUGUCAAUCCAACCAAAGAUUGUGAACUAACUCAAGUGCAAAUAAAUGAUGAUUUCUGUGGAUUAGAUGUAAACACUCCUCUUGGUGGAACCAUGCCCAUUGAAGCUUCACCAGCUAUCACUUAUCACAAUGUGCUGCUUACCUCGGUUGCAGCCACCUCAACUCAUGAUUAUACGGUUGCCUUUUUGGGCACCUCAACGGGUUACCUUAAGAAGACGGUUGUUGAAACAGUUACCUCGGCCUUUGAAUAUGCGACUUUACUCAUUGAUGAAGGAAGUGCCAUUAAUAGUGACAUGCUUUUCUCAUCAACCAAUAAAAAUUAUCUUUAUGUGAUGACAGAGAAAAGGGUUACCAUGCUUAAAGUUCAAGAGUGUCAAAUUUAUCGAACCUGUUCAGAGUGUUUGGGUGCUCGUGAUCCCUACUGUGGUUGGUGUUCAUUGGAAAAUAAAUGCUCUCUGAGAAGUGAUUGUGCUGAAGCUGCAGCCGAUCCACUUUACUGGUUAUCCUACAAGUCGGGCAAGUGUACAACCAUUACCCACGUCAGUCCAGCUCAACUUCAACGAACCACAACCCGAACAUUGGGACUCUUUAUCGACAAUUUACCCGCCUUGGAUGGACAAUUUUUUUGUGCUUUCACUGCAUUCGGUAAAACUCGGAUAACCAAUGCAACACGUUCAGUUCAUGGUAUCAACUGUCCAACUCCACCAACCGAUACUUUACCUCAAAUACCUCCUGGAAGUCACCAUUUUACUGCUAAACUUUCCGUUCGAAUGAAAACUGGACCCGAUUUUGUAGCAACCAAUUUUACCUUUUACGAUUGCAGCUCCUACCUAAGCUGUACUCAAUGUGUUUCCUCACCUUUUCCCUGUGAUUGGUGUGUCGGUGGUCACCGGUGUACCCAUGAUACAGGGGAAAACUGUCGAAAUGACAUUCUUGUCACUGGACUUCGAUCCAUUGGUCCAAGUAUACGUUCUGGUCCUGGAUUUUGUCCUCGAGUCAAUGCUACUUCUGCCAUUUCAAGUGAAGUGUUGGCACCUUCUGGCAGUUCCCAACGAAUCCAAGUAAAGGUUGAAAAUAUUCCACAAUUUAUCGUUUCAACUCGCUUCAUCUGUCAGUUCAAUAUUGAGGGACGUGUUAAACAAGUUCCUGCUCAGCUUCUUGGUGAUACAAUUUAUUGUGAUCAAAUGAAAUUCCAAUACUCAACAAAUGCUCCCAACAUAACGGCUGCCUUUGCAGUCAUCUGGGAUGGAGCAAAGCCACUCGAUAAUCCACAAAAUAUUCACGUCAUUGUCUAUCAAUGUCAAGGAAUGGCUGAUAAUUGUGGCAUGUGCCUGGAGUUGCCUGAUAAAUACAACUGUGGCUGGUGCCAUGAUCAGUGUGAUGUUGAAGAGAAGUGCACUGAACGCGCCAAAGACAACCAACUGGCUUGGCUUAAUAAACAGCAAACUUGCCCUGAUCCACAGAUCGUCGACUUUUUCCCUAAAUCGGGUCCAUGGGAAGGUGGGACCAAUAUCACCAUUGAGGGCAUCAAUUUGGGUCGAAACUUUGAGGACAUUGGAAAUGGUGUUCAUGUUGCUCAUGAACAGAAUGGUGUUACCAUUGGAUUAAUUAAUUGUGUUCCCUUCAAGGAGCGUUAUGUGAAAACAUCUAGAAUCACUUGUCAAAUUCGUGAGCCCAACAUAACCCGGGUCAUGGCCAAUUCAAUUGCUGGACCUGUGGUGGUUAAAGUUCAAAAUGAUUACACGGCCAAGUCGAGUGAAUAUUUUCACUUUGUGUCUCCUCUUAUAACAUCCAUUGAUCCCAUUUCGGGCCCCAAAUCGGGUGGAACUCGACUCAAGAUUUGGGGUCUCCACAUGAAUGCCGGUUCUUCCGUUUCAGCCUACCUUGGUGAUCUUCCUUGUGAGGUCAUUUCUCGUGAUCAAAAUCUUGUAGAGUGCAUGACUUCGGCUCGAGUUGAACCCGGUGAGGAACGGGUUCGCGUCAAGUUUGACUAUGGAGUGAGAACCUUUGAAUCAUAUCAUUUCUCGUAUGUUCCCGAUCCAACCAUAUCAACCGUUGAAUCUGGUUCAGGUCAAAAGUAUGUUCCAAAAGGUAUUCCAUCGGGUGGAAUUCGUAUUUUUGUUAAAGGAACUCACCUUAAAUCUGUUCGCAAUCCAAUGCUCUACGUUGAAGUGGACGGUGUUAAAUAUAAUAGUACGUGUGUCGCUGAAACUGAUGCCGACAUGAAGUGUAAAAGUCCAUCUGUUCCAUUGGAUAAGAUUAAAUUUUCCGAUUCAGAUGAUUAUCUUGAGCUUCAUUAUGGGUUCAUCAUGGAUGCAGUUCCUUCCGUCAUGGAUUUAACCAAACGCCGUUACAAUCCAUUCACCAAAUUUCGCAUGUUCCGUAAUCCAGAAUAUCAUAACUUCAAUGAACCAAAGAGGAUCAAAUAUUACAAAUCAGACUACUUAACUAUUAAUGGUAAAAAUCUUGACCGAGCCUCACAAGAAGCUGAUGUUGUUGUUAAAAUAGGUUCAAAAUAUUGUGAUGUUACAAGUUUAUCACGAUCUCAAUUAACCUGUCGCCCACCAACCUCUCAGCCUCCCGCCAUGAGAGCCAACGGUGAAUCGGAUGAUGGUGCCAUACCGGAUGUUGUGGUCAUGGUCGGUGAUACCCUCAACUAUACAAUAGGUAAACUUAGCUAUGAACGUCCACCUUCACCCGAUGCCAACCUACCCAAGCCUGUGGUCAUUGCCGUCAUCAUUGGCACCUGUAUACUGAUUGUCAUUGUCAUAGUCAUUCUCAUUGCCUACAAGCGUAAAUCAACUGAAUCUAAUCGGGUUCUUCGAUCAAUGCAAGAACAAAUGGAUGUUCUUGAACUUCGCGUGGCCUCCGAGUGUAAGGAAGCCUUUGCCGAACUUCAAACUGAAAUGACUGAUUUAACGGGUGAAAUGACGGCCACUCGAAUACCUUUUCACGAAUAUCGUAUUUAUGCGAUCAAAGUUUUAUUUCCCAAUGACAAUGAGCAUCCAGUUUUACGCGACAUGGACCUUGAUCCUGUGAGACGUGCUUCUAUCGAGAAAGGCCUUAAAUCUUUUGGACAAUUGAUUAUGAACAAAACUUUUCUACUUCUCUUUAUUCGAACCCUUGAAUCUAAUCGCAACUUUUCAAUGAGAGAUCGAGUCAAUGUUGCCUCUUACAUUAUGGUUGCUCUUCAAGGUAAAAUGGAGUAUUGUACAGACAUAUUGAAGACUCUUUUAGCCGAUCUCAUUGAACGCUGUAUGGAGGGUAAAAGUCAUCCCAAGUUGCUUUUACGGCGAACCGAAUCGGUGGCCGAGAAAAUGUUAUCCUCUUGGUUUACCUUUUUAUUGUACAAAUUUCUUCGCGAGUGCGCUGGUGAACCUUUAUAUCUACUUUAUCGAGCAAUUAAACAACAGGUUGACAAGGGUCCAGUUGAUGCAAUAACCAGUGAAGCUCGGUACAGUUUGUCCGAGGAAAAGUUGAUUCGACAAUCAAUUGAAUAUAAACCGUUAACAGUUUAUGUGGUAAUGUCUAGUCAAUCGGUUAACCAAUAUGUUUCCGGUAUUGAUCAGAUUAUUGGUCAAGGGGAAAACAUUGAGAUUCCAGUAAAAGUUCUUGAUUGUGAUACAAUAACUCAAAUUAAAGAGAAAUGUCUCGAUGCCAUCUAUCGUAAUGUACCCUACUCGUUGAGACCCUCUAAAGAUGAUCUUGACCUUGAAUGGCGUACAGGUCAAAGUGGACGUUUAAUACUUUCAGAUGAGGAUGCAACAUCCAAGUUUGACGGUGAAUGGAAACGUGUCAAUACUCUUGCUCAUUAUCGAGUCUCGGAUGGAGCCUCGUUAAGUUUAGUGCCUAGACAAAGUUCAAUGUACAAUUUGCCCAUUCUUUCCGAGAAAAUGGACAAACACAAAUAUGAAACUUUAAACUUUGGCGGUUACAACAAAACCUGUUCACCGCCACUUUCCAGGGCAACCUCACCACUUAACCAUGAUCUUGAAAAUGGUUACAAAAUUUGGCACUUGGUUCGUCACCAUGACAGUGAACAGAAUAAAGAUGAACGCAAUAAUCGCCUUGUAACGGAAAUUUAUUUGACCCGUUUACUUUCAACCAAGGGAACCCUGCAAAAGUUUGUCGACGAUCUUUUCGAGACAAUAUUUUCCAUAGCUAACCGAGGUUCUGCUCUUCCAUUGGCCAUUAAAUACAUGUUUGACUUUCUCGAUGAUCAAGCCAUUAACCAUGGAAUCACUGAUCUGGAAACUGUUCACACCUGGAAAUCAAAUAGUUUACCUUUACGAUUUUGGGUCAAUUUAAUUAAAAAUCCCAACUUUGUGUUUGACAUUAACAAGAGCAACAUAGUCGACUCUUGCCUGUCCGUUGUAGCUCAAACCUUUAUGGAUGCCUGCUCUAAAUCGGAUCAUCGGCUGGGCAAAGAUUCACCCUCAAGUAAACUUCUGUACGCCAAAGAUAUACCAAUCUACAAGGAUUGGGUUGAAUCGUAUUAUCAAAACAUCAAAAUGAUGCCUGCAAUUAGUGAUCAAGAUAUGAAUUCAAUGUUAGCCCAAGAAUCAAGGCUCCAUGCUCAUGAAUUCAAUACAAAUGUAGCUUUACAAGAACUUUACAACUUCGCAGUCAAAUAUAACGACCAGCUAAUGUUGACUUUACAAGAAGAUGAAUUUUCCGUCAACCACAAACUUGCCUACAGACUGGACCAAGUUCAUGCAAUGAUAUCAUAAUCAUCAUCAUUUCCAUCAAUCAUGUCUCUCUCUCUCUCUCUCUAUCUCACUGUGUAUUUACAUUUGACUAAAAAAUACAAGCGAAAAGUUAUUUAUGUUAAAAA